AUGGAUAAGCAGCCGACCAGCACGCAUUUUAUGUGUAAAAUAUGUAAUGAUACUUCCAUUCAUCAUCACCGAUCUUCAUCACUUGAUUACUCAUUUGAUCCUUACUCUACUGAAGCCAAAUCAAGACACCAUCGCUCUUGUUCCCUCUGCCGGGAUGUACCAAAGCACGCUGAUGAACCGAGAAUCGAUGGACAUUAUUCUAGACAUAAGUAUGAUCGAAACCCAGUAGAGUACUCCAUUCAAGAAAAAACGAAAAAACAAACCAGUUAUUCAGACGCAUUGCCCGAAUACCUUUAUCCACGCAUAGGAUCACCAUAUGAAAUGCAAGAAUUCGUGCACAGACCGACAUCAUCAAAAUAUAUAUAUACUAGGAGAGCAGAGAGUUUUCCCUACGAACACGAAAGAGUAACUCUUGGUCAAUACAUUAUUCUCGAGAAGAACUAUAAACAUCUGACAAAAGACGUUCAGCACCUUGCGCAGCAGCUGAAAAGUCUCAAACACCAUGACAUUGAACUCUUGAACGAGUUUGAAAAACACAGUAACUAUCUGGACAAGAAGUAUACAGAAGUAGAAAUACAGCUUCAGAACCUUCAGCAACAUGGUCAUGAUGCCAACGCAGCGAAUGAAAAACUCGAAACACAGGUUAAUGACUUUGAUCAACGCUGCAACCAACUCGAUAUCAUAACUCGAGAUCUUAAAAAUCAGAAUAACAAUUUGGAGCAACAUAACACUCAAAUAGACACAAAGAGUCGAGAACUUGAAAUGCAACUCAACGACCUCCUUCAACGGUACAACAAAAUGGAGAAAACCAAUCAAGAUCUAGAAGGACAGAAAAAUAAUUUUGAGCAAUUUUGUCAUCGAACGAUGACCAAGACUCGUGAGCUUGAAAUACAAGUUAAUCAUCUUUUGCAACGAUGCAACCUAGUGGACAAUAAAAAUCGAGAACUCGAAACGCAGAAUAACAAAUUUGAACAACGUUGCCAUCAAUUAGAGACCAAUAAUCGACAGCUGGAAGUGCACAUUAAUGAGCUUCAACAGGGCUAUCAUAAAGUGGACAACGCCAAUCGGCAGUUGGAAACGCAGAACCAUGAAUUUGACAAGCGCUGUCGCCAGACGGAGAUCAUCCAUCAACAAUUCGGAACACAGAUUACCAGUUUAGAACAACGUUGUAACCAAACUGACACAAAAAACCGUGACCUGGAAACACAGAUAAACGAGGUUCAUCAAAACUGCAACAAAGUGGAUAAUGGGAAUCGCGAACUAGAAGUGCAAAGUCAAAACUUUGAACAACGUUUUCAUCAAAUUGAAACUACGAAUCGACAGUUUGCACUGCAGAUGAAUGAUUUUCAGCAGCACUACAAUGAACACCAUAUAAAAAAUAAAGAACUUGAAAUGGAGAUCAACAAUCUUCAACAACGAUCUCAGCAAAUGACUACGACUAAUCGAGAAAUUGAAACGAAGAAUAGUAACUUUGACCAACGAUGUCACCUAGUCGAAAUCACGAAUCAAAAGUUGGAAACACAGAAUCAAAGUCUUGACCAACGAUGUCAUCAAAUGGAGAAUACCAAUCGCCAGCUUGUAGCACGAGUCAAUGAUCUUGAGCAAACUCACAGCCAUGCUGGUAUCAAGAAUCGACAGUUUGAAACACAGAUUAGCGAUCUACAGCAACAUUCCAAUGAAAUGGACAAAAACAAUCGAGAACUAGAAGCAAAGAAUAAGAACUUUGAGCAACGUUGUCAUCUAGUGGAGAUCAUAAAUCAAAAGCUUGAAACACAGAAUAAGAACUUAGAACAACGUUGUCAUGAACUGGAGACAAUGAAUCGACAGUUUGGUGUGCGUGUUAACGACAUUGAGCUAAGUCAGAAACACGCUAACAUGAAAAAUCAAGAGCUUGAAAAUCAGAAUCGUAGCUUUGAGCAACGUCAUCAUGAGGUGGAUACCGUGAAUCAACAGCUUGGUGUACAGAUUAAUGAUCUUCAACAAUGCUGCAAGAAAAUCGAGGAGAAAUAUUUAGAACUAGAAGUGCUAAAUGGGAAAUUCGAGCAACGCUGUCAUCUAGUAGAAACCAUGAAUCAAGACCUUCAAGGACAGAAUAAAAACUUUGAGCGACAUUCCCAUCUAAUUCAGACCACUUGUCAAGAGUUCAGAGUACACUUUAAUGACUUUGAGCAACGCUGGGAUAAAGUAGACAAGAAGAAUCGAGAGUUAGAAACACAAUAUAACGGCCUGGAGCAACGUUGUCAUCAGGUGGAAAUCAUGAAUAGAGAGCUUCGAGUAGAUAUUAACGAAUUUGAGGAAAGGUGCAACCAAAUGAACACGAAGGAUCGAGAGCUUGAGAUACACAUCGGAGAUCUUCGGGAAUGCUUCAACAAAGUGGACAGCAAGAGUCGAGAAUUAGAAGUUCUCAACAACAACUUCGAUCAACGCUGCCAUCAAGUGGAGACAACGAAUAGGCAAUUGGGAGUACACAUCAACGAUUUUGAACAACGUUGCAGUCAUCUGGACACGAAGACACGAAUGCUCGAAACGCAAAAUAACGAUUUUGAGCAACGUUGUCAUCAAGUAGAGACCAUAAAUCAACAGCUAGCAGCGCAGAUUAACGAUGUCCAACAACGCUACAACCAAACGGAUAUGAAGAAUCGAGAGAUUGAAACGGAGGUUAGUAGCCUUCAGCAACGCUGUAGCAAAGUGGAGAAAAAGAAUCGAACGCUCGAAACGCAGUGUAACAAUUUUGAGCAACGGUGUCAUCAAGUUGAAACCACGGAACGGCAGCUGGACGCUCAUAUUAACGAACUGGAGCAAUCCUGUAACCAUAUAGUCACAAAAAGUCGAGAGUUAGAAAUACAAAAUGAAAAAAUUGAGACACGCUUUAUUCAAGUUGAAACGAUAAAUGGACAGCAUGUUACUCACAUCAGUGAUCUGGAGCAAAAUCUCAGCCAAGUGGAAUCGAAGAAUCAAGAGCUUGAAACGCAGAUUAACGAUCUACAAUUGAGUUGUAACAAAGUUGAGAAGAAGUAUCGAGAACUUGAAACACAGAAUCACAACGUUGAGAAAUGCUGUCAUCAAACAGAAACCAUGAGGACACAGCUUGGUGCGCAUAUCAGCGAUUUCGAGCAACGAUGCAACCAUAUGGACACCAAGACCCGUGAGAUUCAAGUGGAUGUUAACGAGUUUCAGCACCGCUGGAACAAGAUGGAAAAGAAGAGUCGAGAGUUAGAAACGUUGACGAAUAAUUUUGCUGAACACUGUCGCCAAGCUGAGACGGUGUAUCGAGAACUUAAACUGCAUGUUAAUUAUAUCGAGCACCGUUGCAACAAAGUUCACAACAUGAAUCGAGAACUGGAAAUACACACUAACAAUUUGAUCAAUGGUGCAUGCUAG
Rotaria socialis is the source of this 3381-nucleotide messenger RNA. Lineage: Eukaryota; Metazoa; Rotifera; Eurotatoria; Philodinida; Philodinidae. The record is from the annotation of a GenBank genome assembly.